AUUUUCUUGCUUGUAUCAUAGGCGACUUCUUUGCCUUCAAUUAUUUCAAGUUUUGUGAGGAGACUUGGCUUCAAUUACGUUCACUUGCCACAGUGUUUAGUUGUUAUCAUUGAUCAUUCUCUUUCCAGAUUUCUCAGGUGUAUUCUUCAAUUAUAGCUAUUUUCAGAUUUGCAGUUCUCUUCGAUAAUACAAAGAGCUAAAAUUUUGUCUCAGAAUUUCUUUGGUUUUGUUCAUGAAGUUUUUGGAUUAUAUAAAUCAAUUGUGAAACUUUCUCUUUCCUACAGGAUAAUUCAGACUUGACAACUCAUAUCUCAAGCUUCAUCUCUCUACUGCUCGGUAAUGGCUUCUGCGGCUGCUGCUUCUUCUUCUUCUUCUCAAAGGCGCUAUGAUGUGUUCCUCAGCUUCAGAGCAGAAGACACCCGCAAUAACUUCACUGCCCAUCUCUAUCACACCUUGUGCCAGAAAGGAAUCAACACUUUCAUCGAUGAUGACAAGCUUGAGAGAGGCCAAGUCAUAUCUCCUGCCCUUGUUGCAGCUAUCGAAAACUCCAUGUAUUCGAUAGUUGUUUUGUCGAAAAAUUAUGCAUCCUCUAGAUGGUGUUUACAGGAAUUGGUGAAGAUAGUAGAGUGCAUGAAAAGCAAGAGACAGAUGGUUUUCCCAAUUUUCUACGAUGUGGAUCCCUCGGAUGUGAGAAGACACAGGGGUACAUUUGGGGAAGCAUUGGCUAAACAUGAAGAGAACUCCGAGAACAUGGAGAGGGUGGAGAGUUGGAAGGAUGCUCUCACUCAAGUUGCAAAUUUAUCUGGUUGGGAUUCAAGAAAUAAGAAUGAGGUUCUACUAAUCAAGGAAAUCGUUACAGAUAUUUUGAAUAAGUUGUUAACUACAUCCAUUAGUGAUACCGAAAAUCUGGUUGGAAUAGAUGCUCGCAUGAAAGAAAUAGAAAUGCAAUUAUGCUUGGGGUCUGAUGAUUUUCUGAUGGUAGGAAUUUGGGGCAUGGGCGGAAUAGGGAAAACAACCCUUGCUAGAGCUAUUUACGAAAAAAUCAGAGGUCAAUUUGAAGCGUGCUGUUUUUUUGAAAAUGUUGAGGAGGAUUUGGCAACUGAGGGUUUAAUAAGAUUACAACAAAAGUUUCUUGCUCAACUAUUGGAGGAACCAAAUCUAAAUAUGAAGGCAUUCACAUCUAUAAAGGAAAGGCUCCGCUCGAAACAAGUCCUUGUUGUUCUUGAUAAUGUGAAUGAUCCAAAAAUAUUGAAAUGCUUGGUUGGAAACCGGGAUUGGUUUGGUCAAGGAAGUAGAAUUAUUAUAACCACUAGGGAUGAACGUAUAUUAAUUUCACAUGGAGUACUCAAUUAUUAUAAGGCUCGGAGAUUUAAUUAUGAUGAAGCUAUAAGGUUCCUUUCACAUUAUUUGUUAAAACGUGAAAUUCUUAGAGAUGAUUUCAUUGAACUUUCAAGAGAAGUAAUAGGUUAUGCUCAAGGCCUCCCAUUGGCUCUAGAAGUUUUAGGUUCUUUUUUAUUUAGCAUGACAAAAGAAGAAUGGAGAAAUCAAUUAGACAAACUGAAAAGUACCCCUAAUAUGAAAAUUCAAGAAGUACUUAAAGUAAGUUAUAAUGGGCUAGAUGAUAAGGAGAAGAAUAUAUUUCUAGACAUUGCAUGUUUCUUUAAAGGAGAGGAUAAAGAUUAUGUAAUGGAAAUACUAGAUAGUUGCAGCUUCUUCUCACUUAGUGGAAUACGAGCUCUCAUUGAGAAGUCACUCAUAACUAUUUCUUGGAAUAAUAAGUUAAUGAUGCAUGACUUGAUACAAGAAAUGGGAAGGGAAAUUGUUCGUCAACCAUCCCUUGAAGAGCCUAGUAAACGCAGCAGAUUAUGGUUUCAUGAAGAUAUCUAUGAUGUAUUGCAAAAAAAAAUGGCAACUGAAAAAAUUGAAGGCAUAUUCCUCAACUUGUCUCAUUUAGAAGAGAUGCUAGACUUUACCACUCAAGCCCUUGCAAGGAUGAAUAGACUUAGAUUGCUCAAAGUCUAUAAAUCUAAAAAUAUUUCAAGAAACUUCAAAGAUAUCUCCAAUAUGGAGAAUUGCAAAGUGAACUUUUCCAAGGACUUUAAAUUUUGUUACCAUGAAUUGAGGUGCCUAUAUUUUUAUGGAUACUCUUUGAAAUCAUUGCCCAUUGACUUCAAUCCAAAGAAUCUUGUUGAACUCAGCAUGCCUUAUAGUCACAUUAAACAACUUUGGAAAGGAUUGAAGGUUCUUGAAAAGUUAAAAUUCAUGGAUCUCAGUCACUCCAAGUACUUAAUAGAAACUCCAAAUUUUCAAGGAGUCACCAACCUUAAGCGGUUAGUUUUGGAAGACUGUGUGUCUUUACGUAAGGUUCAUUCAUCACUUGGAGAUCUGAAGAAUCUUAGUUUCUUGAAUUUGAAAAAUUGCAAAAUGCUAAAGAGUCUUCCAAGCAGCACUUGUGAUUUGAAAUCUCUUGAAACAUUUAUUCUUUCUGGUUGCUCCAAAUUUGAAGGAUUUCCUGAGAACUUUGGAAGCUUAGAAAUGUUGAAGGAACUUUAUGCAGAUGAAAUUGCUAUAAGAGUACUUCCCUCCUCUUUUUCUUUCUUAAGAAACCUUAAAAUAUUAUCGUUUAAGGGAUGUAAAGGACCAUCAUCUACCUUAUGGUUGUUGCCAAGAAGAAGUUCAAAUUCCAUUGGUUCCAUAUUGCAACCUUUGUCAGGUUUAUGCUCUUUAACAACGCUAAACCUAAGUAACUGCAAUUUAUCGGAUGAACCAAACCUUAGCAGUCUUGGCUUCUUAUCAUCGUUGGAAGACUUACAUUUAUGUGGGAACGACUUUGUUACUUUGCCUUCAACCAUCAGUCGACUUUCUAACCUAAAACGGCUGGAGUUGGAAAACUGUAGAAGACUGCAAGCACUUCCAGAACUCCCAUCAAGCAUAUAUCAUAUUUAUGCAGAAAAUUGCACAUCAUUGAAAGACGGCUCACAUCAAGUACUUAAGUCACUACUUCCAACUGGCAAGCACCAAAAGCGCAAGUUCAUGGGUUACUUCGUGGCAUCAAUAGCAUCAAUGGCAUUUAUUCCUGGAAGUAGAAUACCUGAUUGGGUAACAUAUCAAAGCUCAGGGAGUGAAGUUAAAGUAGAGCUACCUCCAAAUUGGUUUAAUUCCAACCUUCUGGGUUUUGCUUUGAGUGUUGUCAUUUUUCCCCAAGUCUGCUACUCGACCAUUGUUUCAAUGAAGGUCUCAUUUGACAAUUCUUCCUCCUUUGAAAUCGGUCCUCGUAUGCUUCAGUUUAAUGGAAGGUUGGAGUCAGAUCACGUGUGCCUUUUUUAUUUACGACUUCACCAGUUGAUGAGCAAUUGCUGUCAAGUGACUCGCUUCAAGAUAUCAUUUAAAACAUUCCCCAUGGAGGGUCAGAUUGAAAUUAAGAGGUGUGGGGUUGGUCUAGUGUACAGUAAUGAAGACAGGAUUCGCGACAGUCCCCCAAUGAUCCAAUUCAACUCUAUAUCCUCUCCUCCUCCUCCUCCUCCUCCCCCUCCCCCUCCUCCUAAUAAGUCAACUGUUGUCCUUGAAGAAAUCCAUGAGGGGGAACCCAGUGGAAAUGGGUGCUCUAAUGUUGAUGGCUCAGAAGAAGAGAAUUCUGAAUACCAUACUGCUGAUGAGGAGGAACCCAGUACUGCAACUGCCUGCUCUGAGGAUCACUCUGAAUCAGAUAUGCGGCCACAGAAACGCUUGAAAUGCAGGAAUUAAUGAGGACAUCCCUUGAUCAGAAGUAACAGACCAGACAAAAGCUUAAUAUGCACCCAAAUCUUCCCAUAAUAUCUCUUGGUUGAUCGUCUUCAGUGGAUAUACCAAUGCCUCCAUAUUGCUUUUGCAGUGGGCAAUGCAAUGCAAUUAACUGGGAUGAUGGAUUGAUGAGGGGAUUAUUCUAGUGAAGGAGCAGGAGCAGAAGCAGAGCUAGAAGGAUAGUAGAGAAAAGGUCUUGUAACAGAACCCAAUCUUCCAGAAUCUAAUUGUUGUUGCAUUGUUUUUCUUCAUUCUACGUAACUAUAGUAUUCACAGUACUCUAAUUUGUUAGAUUCUUCACUCAAUACAUUUAUCACUGGUUUCACUAC
Molecule: messenger RNA, 4109 nt
Organism: Vitis riparia (riverbank grape)
Lineage: Eukaryota; Viridiplantae; Streptophyta; Magnoliopsida; Vitales; Vitaceae
Product: disease resistance protein RPV1-like
Exons: 6
Coding region: 340-3744 (1134 amino acids)
Biological process (GO): defense response; signal transduction
Molecular function (GO): ADP binding; protein binding
Source: RefSeq, a predicted model, not a curated record